Tachyglossus aculeatus (Australian echidna) is the source of this 4749-nucleotide messenger RNA. It is a transcript of the gene DENND4B, whose product is annotated as DENN domain containing 4B. The record is from RefSeq and is a predicted model, not a curated record. Gene Ontology annotation, cellular component: cytoplasmic vesicle. Bases 98 to 4480 code for a protein of 1460 amino acids. NCBI's taxonomy places the organism in Eukaryota, Metazoa, Chordata, Mammalia, Monotremata, Tachyglossidae. Gene Ontology annotation, biological process: regulation of Rab protein signal transduction. The transcript is spliced from 28 exons. Gene Ontology annotation, molecular function: protein binding.
UGGCGCCACCCUGGGCGCGCUUGCGGGGCCCAAGGCCGCGCUGCCCACUCGUUCGGCGCCCCUGGGACCCCCUUGAGGGGCCGGGGCAUGGAGGCAGAUGCGGCGAGCGCCGGGGGGGCCAUGGCCGAAGAACGCCCCCCCCCGGCUGGUGGACUACUUCGUGGUGGCCGGCCUGGCCGCGGGGGCCGGCGAGGACCGCGAGGCCCCCGGGGGCCCGGCCCCGCGCCCGGCGGACCCCAUCACGGACGUGGCGGUGGUGGCCCGGGCCCUGGGGGAGGAGGUGCCCCAAGGCUUCACCUGGGUCCAGGCCUCGGCCGGCGGCCACCCCCUGGAGCAGGGCCCGGGCCUCCUGGCCGGGCCGCCCCCCGCCAUCUGCUACCGCCGCGGCCGUGACAAAGCUCCCCUGGUGGAGCUGGGGGUGCUGUACGAGGGAAAGGAGCGGCCCAAGCCCGGCUUCCAGGUGCUGGACACGACGCCCUACAGCCAUUCGGCCAACCUGGCCCCGCCGGGCCCCGGCCACCCGCGUACCUACCUCACCUACCGACGGGCAGCCGGCGGGGCGGGCCUGCACACCCUGGGCAUCACCGACCUGUGCCUGGUGCUGUCCGGCCGGGGCGAGGGCACCCCGCACACCUACCGCCGCGUGCCCCGCGGCCUGCGCCCCAGCCUGUGGGGCCCGGCCGUCUACCUGUGCUACAAGGUUGGCAUCGCCAAAGCCCACACCCUGGUCUACGAGGCAGGGCUGCUGGGCCGCUACCCGCCGGAGGACAACGAGGCUUUCCCGCUGCCCGAGUCGGUGCCCACCUUCUGCCUGCCCACGGGUGCCACCAUCGAGUGCUGGCCCUCUCGCACCAAGUACCCCGUCCCCGUCUUCUCCACCUUCGUCCUCACCAGCGCCACGGGCGACAAGGUGUACGGGGCGGCCCUGCAGUUCUACGAGGAGUACCCGCGCGCCCGCCUGUCGGAGCGGCAGAGCCGGGCGCUGGGCCUGCUGAGCGCCGUGGAGCGGGGCCGGGCGCUGGGGGGCCGGGCCGUGCGGGCCCGCCGGGCCGUGGCCGUCCUGUCCCGCUGGCCGGCCUUCCCGGCGUUCCGCGUCUUCCUCACCUUCCUCUACCGCUAUUCCGUGUCCGGCCCCCACCGCCUGCCCCUGGAGGCGCACAUAUCGCACUUCAUUCACAACGUCCCCUUUCCCUCUCCCCAGAGACCCCGCAUCCUUGUACAGAUGUCCCCCUAUGACAGCCUCCUCCUCUGCCAGCCCGUCUCCUCCCCGCUGCCCCUGAGCGGCGCCAGCUUCCUGCGGCUGCUGCAGAGCCUGGGGCCGGACCUGGCGGUCACCCUGCUGCUGGCCGUGCUGACCGAGCACAAGCUCCUCGUCCACUCCCUGCGGCCGGACCUGCUGACCGGCGUCUGCGAGGCCCUGGUCUCGAUGAUCUUCCCGCUGAACUGGCAGUGCCCGUACAUCCCACUGUGCCCGCUGGUGCUCGCGGACGUGCUGAACGCCCCCGUCCCCUUCAUCGUGGGCGUCCACUCCAGCUACUUCGACCAGCACGACCCACCCGCCGACGUCAUCUGCGUCGACCUGGACACCAACACGCUCUUCCAGACGGAGGAGAAGAAACUCCCGUCUCCCCGCUCUCUGCCCCGCCGGCCUUACAGAGUGCUCCUGGCCACGCUGACCGCCCUCCAUCAGCAGCUGGACCAGACGUACACGGGUCCGGAGGAGGAGGCGACGCUGGAGUUCGUGCUGACCGACUACGAGGCCGUGUGCGGCCACCGGGCACGGCUGGAGCGGGAGGUCCAGUCCGCCUUCCUGCGCUUCAUGGCCUGCCUGCUCAAGGGCUACCGCGCCUACCUGCGGCCCCUCACCCAGGCCCCCUCCGAGCGCGCCCGCGACGUCGCCAACCUCUUCUCCCUGCAGGAAUUCCUGAAGUCGCGGGAGCGUUCGAGCCACAAGCUGUACGGGCAGCUUCUGCGCACGCAGAUGUUCUCGCAGUUCAUCGAGGAGUGCUCCUUCGGCGCCGCCCGCCCCGGGCCCGCACACGCCACCGCCGCCGCCGCCCUCGAGUUCUUCGACUCCUGCGUGGACAAGGUGCACCCAGAGCAGGAGAGGCCCGAGCCGGUGCCCCUCCUGGAGCUGGAGGAACCAACCGGCAGCGAACUCACCGUCUUCAUCACCCCCCCCGAGGAGCCCCCCGCCCCUGAGGGUGCCGAGCCACCCCCCAUGUACUGUUACGACGGGUUCCCCGAGCUUCGGGCCGAGCUGUUCGAGCCCCCCGAGGAGGCGCCCGCCCCCUCGGCCGCGGGCCCCCCGAGGAGCACCCCCAGCAGCCCCGCUCCCCGGAGGUCCAAGCAGGAGACGAAGGUGGCCCAGCGGGCGGCCCAGCGGGCGGCGGCGGUGCCCGAGCUGUGGGCGCGCUGCCUGCUGGGCCACUGCUACGGGCUCUGGUUCCUGUGCCUGCCGGCCUACGUGCGGGCCGCCCCCUCCAAGGUCCAGGCCCUCCACGCCGCCUACCAAGUGCUGCGCCACAUGGAGCGGCGCAAGGUCGUCCUGCCCGACGAGGUGUGCUACCGCGUGCUGAUGCAGCUCUGCUCCCACUACGGACAACCGGUGCUCUCCGUCCGCGUGCUGCUGGACAUGAGGCGAGCGGGCAUCGUGCCCAACACCGUCACUUACGGCUACUACAACAAGGCGGUGCUGGAGAGCCGGUGGCCGGCGGGCACCGCGGGCGGACGGCUGCGCUGGGCCAAACUCCGGCACGUGGUUCUGGGGGCCGCCCAGUUCCGCUGGGGUCUCCGGGAGCGGCGGCGGCGGGAAAAGCGGGAGGCGGCCCGGCCCCGGCCAGAGCGCCCGCGGGACGACCCCCAGGAGCGGGCCCUGCCCGUCCACCCCUUGAAGCGGCAGACCACGUGGGCCGGGCGAAGCCUCCGGGAUUUGGCCCGCUCCCCCGGGCGCCUGGUGAAGAGCAGCAGCCUGGGCAGUGCCCGCCUGGACCAACCCAGCGUCGAGGCCGGGGUGGCGCAGAUGAUGGAGGCCAUGGGCGCCCUGGACCCGCACGGGUCACCGUGGCCCAACGGCAGCCUCUCGGACGUGAGCCUGGCGGCCAGCGAGGAGCCGGGCCCCCGGCCCUCGACGGCGGCCACGGCCCGGCAGACCCCGUCGCCCCGGUCGGAGCGGGCCGGGGGGACCCCGCGACGGGGGCUGGCCGCCCGGCUGCAGCACCUGCUGACCCCCGCCCGCCGCAGCCCCCUGCGCCCACCUCCCGACGUGGGCACCGCCCGGCCCCGGGAGCGACCCGGCUCCACCGCCUCCGAGAGCUCGGCUUCCCUGGACGUCGAGUGGGACCCGUCGGACACCUCGGGCAGCAGCCUGGGGCUCCAGCCCUCCGUCGAGCGACUCGGGGACACCCCCCCACCCUGCCAGCCGCCCCCCAUUGAGGUGCUGUUGUCCAGCUGCUCUCUGUGCCCGGCCUGCGACUCGCUGGUGUUCGACGAGGACAUCAUGGCCGGCUGGGCCCCGGAUGACUCGAACCUCAACACCACCUGCCCGUUCUGCGCCCACCCCUUCGCGCCCCUGCUGAGCGUACAGAUCCUCGACGCCCGGCCCAGCGGGCCGCCCGCCGCCCAACCCGCCAGGGACGCCCCCGUGCCCGGGGGGCCCGGCCCCGUCUUGAGCGACCGCCGCCUCUGCCUGGCCUUGGACGGCCCCGACGUCCGCAACGGGGCCUUGCCCGUGGCGCCUGCUGCCCGGCGCCAACCCGGGGGCGGGGCCUGGGCCUACCUCAGCCCCCUGGUCCUGCGGAAGGAGCUGGAGUCGCUGGUGGAGCACGAGGGCAGCGAGGUCCUGGCCCGGCCCGACCUGGUGGCCGCCCACCCCGUCCUCUUCUGGAACCUGCUGUGGUUCUUCCAGCGCCUCGCGCUGCCCAGCACGCUGCCCGGCCUGCUGCCCGCUCUGGCCCCGGCCUACGACGGGGAUGCUGCCGCCCAGGCCCCGGCCCCUCGGCCGCCCCCGGCCCCCGCUCAGAUCCGGCUGCUGUGGGAUGUGCUGACCCCUGACCCCUCCAGCUGCCCGCCCCUCUACGUGGUCUGGAGGAUGCACAGCCAGGUCCCGCAGCGGGUGGCAUGGACGGGCACGGUGCCACCCGCGCUGAGCCUGGAGCUUCUGGAGGGCGUCUUGUUCCACGUGGGACUGGGAGAGCUUCACAAGGCCAUCGCCCUCCUCAUGGAGACGCUGAGGGGUCUCUCGUCACCGACUCUGCGCCUGCAGAGGAGUGUCUACAGGGAAAUCCUGUUUCUCACCCUGGCAGCCCUGGGCAAGGACCACGUGGAUUUGGCCGCCUUCGACAAGAAGUACAAGUCGGCCUUCACCAAGCUGGCGGGCAGCGUGGGCAAGGAAGCGCUGCAGCGGCAGCGGGCGCAGAUGCCCAGCGCCAAGGCCGUCGACUGCCGCAGGUGCUUCGGCGGGGGUUCGCUGGAGUGCUAGCGUCCGGGCCGGGGGGCACCGACCUCAACCCCUUCGGACCCCCCGCUCCGUGGGCGGGACGGAGCCGGUGCCCUCUCCCCGACGCCGUCCCAGCUGCGAGGUGCCCUCGACGUCCCUGGCAGAACCCCACCCCGUUUGCGUUUUUCAUUUUAAGUUAUUAAGCCCGGCCGUCGUCGCCGCCUGUGCCCCUGUGCCCCGCAUCUGUGCAAUAAGGACGGACCUCCGUGCGGUUUGUGGUGGGUGUAAAUAAAAGCUGCUGCUUCACUUUU